This is a messenger RNA of Effrenium voratum, 1309 nucleotides long. The record is from the annotation of a GenBank genome assembly. Lineage: Eukaryota; Dinophyceae; Suessiales; Symbiodiniaceae.
AGGCCACCAAUGCCAUCACCCGGGGAGACGCGCCCCACAGCGCCAUUGCCAAGCUCCGACGUGAUAUGGACUUCAAUAUCAUGAACCCCUUGCGAUGCCACGUUGUGAAUAACCGGAACAUGAAGUCCUACCUGGACAAGCGUAGGCGUAGACUCUUGGAGUAUAACAUCGCCAAGAGGGAGAUGGAUGACUGCAUCAAGAAGCAUUUGCACCAGACGGACCGCAAGUACUUGGCCGCUCAGUCGCAGCUGGAUUCCGCCAAGCUGGCCUUCCACGAGGUGGACAAGCAUAUCUUCGAGUGGUUGUACAUCUUGGAAGAGUACAAGGGCGACAUCCUGGACAGCUGCCUUCAGACGCUGAAGUACCUGCAGUAUGAGUUCUUCGCCACAUCGGCUCACUCCAUCUCAGGCGUGCUGCCGGCGCGCAUGGAAUUCCGGCCUAUGGGACGCGGAUUUGGUUCCCAUGGCCACUCCGACGAAUCGGACUCGGAGGUCGAGAUGACACCGGAGCACUUGGAAGCGCAGGUCGAGAUGGCUCUCCAAGAGGCAGAGGAGAACCAGGAGGACGACGUGGUCACCGACUUCUCCGCGCGGCUCAUCGAGAAGCUGGCCAAGGACAAUAAGAACAAGCCCGGAGAGGGCUUAGACUCCGCCGCUGACGAUGGGCCGUCGGUGCCGGUGGAUCCCUUGUCGCUCUCCUCUCUUCUCUCCCAAGGCUUCGACGAAGGCCCUGCACGGCAAGCCUUGCGGAAGUUCAAGAACGACACGCAGGCGGCCCUGGACUUCCUCAUUGGGGGUGGAGCGGCUGAGGAGGAAGCGGAGGAAGCCGUGCGCAUGCCCACCACCGUCCGAAGAGUCCAGAGGUUGAAGGAAAGGCGGCGAGCACAGCAGGCACGCCGAAAGGAUGAGGAGGACAGACGCAAAGAGACGGAAGUGAGUCGCAGGGAAGCGCCCACCUCCCCGGCCUCGCCUGCCUCGCCGCCCAAGAAGUCGGAUCCCGCCCCUGCCGUGGACCUCCUGGAUUUCAACAGCGACAGCCACAACAAGGCGGCCGCUUCGCCCGCCAAGGGCGCCGAUCUGCUGGACUUUGGCUCCGCCUCCGAAGCCGCGCCAGCCGCGCCAGCCGCGAGCCGCGGCGGAGGGGACUUGUUGGACCUGGCAGGCUUUGACGAGCCCCCGCCACCCACAGACUUCUCAAAGCAGGUGGAGACGGUGCCGCUCCCCGAGCAGCUGACUUUGGAUUUGUCGAAGUGUGAGAAGGGUCCCCUGCCGGGUCCAGGCGGCUACAACUGAGCUGCCCGGCGCGCGAG